Molecule: messenger RNA, 1072 nt
Organism: Scaptodrosophila lebanonensis
Lineage: Eukaryota; Metazoa; Arthropoda; Insecta; Diptera; Drosophilidae
Product: phospholipase A1-like
Exons: 2
Coding region: 22-1035 (337 amino acids)
Biological process (GO): lipid metabolic process
Molecular function (GO): lipase activity
Source: RefSeq, a predicted model, not a curated record
UCAGUUAGAUUUGAUUUCAACAUGAAACUGUUCUUGACUUUGGCUUUCUGCGUUCUGGCGGCUACCGCCACUGAAAUCCGCGAAAAUGGUGAGAACGGCUGGUACGUACCCCAGGCCGAUGGAACCUUUGUGUGGGUGGACAAGGAUGUUGCCGAAGCCAACCUCAAUGCACGCUCUGAAAUCGAGGGCCGUGUGUCGCUUAAUCCCGUCACUUUCCUCUUGUACACCAAGUCCAACUUGAAUUCCCCCCAGGAGAUCACCGCCUCCUCGGCUUCCAUCUCAGCAUCCCACUUCAACCCCAAAAACCCAACACGCUUCACCAUCCACGGAUGGACCUCCAGCGCUGAGGAUUAUGUCAACUAUGGUGUCCGCAAUGCCUGGUUCACUCAAGGUGACAUGAACAUGAUCACCGUUGAUUGGGGACGUGCUCGCUCUGUGGACUACGCCUCUUCCGUCUUGGCCGUACCUGGCGUUGGUGAGAAAGUCGCCGCCCUGAUCAACUUCCUCCGUACAAACCACGGUCUGUCUCUCGAUAAUACCAUGGUCAUUGGUCACAGCCUGGGUGCUCAUGUUGCUGGCUUCACUGGCAAGAACGUUAAGAAUGGCCAGCUGCAGACCAUCAUUGGUCUGGACCCCGCUCUGCCUCUGUACAGCUACGACAAACCCAACAGCCGCCUUUCCAUCACUGAUGCCGUUUAUGUCGAGUCCAUCCAGACCAACGGUGGUACUCUUGGUUUCCUGAAGCCCAUCGGCAAGGGCGCCUUCUACCCCAAUGGCGGGAAAAGCCAGCCUGGCUGCGGUGUCGAUGUCACUGGCUCUUGCGCUCACAGCCGCUCCGUCAUCUACUACGCCGAGGCUGUCUCAACCAACACCUACCCUACCGUGAAGUGCAGUGACUACGAGGACGCCGUUGCCAAGAGCUGUGGUAGCUCCUACAGCAGCGUACGCAUGGGUGCCAUGACCAAUGCCUAUAUGGUUGCUGGUGAUUACUACGUGCCCGUCAAAAGCGCAGCUCCUUACGGCAUGGGAGCUUAAGAGACAUUUCGAAAUAAAUUGUGAUUGAAAAUAAGAA